Messenger RNA from Sinocyclocheilus grahami, 1217 nucleotides. RefSeq names its product protein farnesyltransferase subunit beta-like. The coding region runs from base 192 to 1217 and encodes 341 amino acids. Gene Ontology annotation, molecular function: protein farnesyltransferase activity. The record is from RefSeq and is a predicted model, not a curated record. Gene Ontology annotation, biological process: protein farnesylation. The transcript has 10 exons. Gene Ontology annotation, cellular component: protein farnesyltransferase complex. NCBI's taxonomy places the organism in Eukaryota, Metazoa, Chordata, Actinopteri, Cypriniformes, Cyprinidae.
UGACUGCACAACAGCAACGUACUGUAGGUGGCGCUAUACAUUUAGAUUGUUAUGCGCCAAAAAACUAAAGACGAAGAAGAAGAAGAAGAAGAAGACUCCAUUGAGGAAACCCCUCCCACGCUGUCUUGACACUUGCUCUGCUGGAAAACUGCUUCCUUUCUAUUACAGUGCAUGUGUUUUCAAAUCUCAUCAUGGAAAAGGCGUCUCCUCCUCUGCGAUGCUUUCGUGAAUCACACUCCUCUGAGCUUUUCAGCGAUGACGGCGUGCAAACGGUGACCUCGAGAGAACAGAGAAAAGUUGAAUGCAGUAUUCAAGAGGUGUACAGUGUUUACCAGCAAAUUCACACCUCACCGCAGCCUGCUUUACUGAGGGAGCAACACUAUCAUUAUCUGAAGAAAGGUUUACGCCAUCUCUCUGAUGCAUAUGAGUGUUUGGAUGCCAGCCGGCCUUGGCUCUGCUACUGGAUCCUGCACAGUCUGGAGCUGCUAGAGGAGCCUGUGCCGGCAGCAGUUGCCUCAGAUGUGUGCCAGUUCCUGGCCAGAUGUCAGAGUCCGACAGGUGGGUUCAGUGGCGGUCCGGGUCAACACGCUCACCUGGCUCCCACCUACGCAGCUGUAAACGCCCUUUGCAUCCUGGGCACAGAGGAGGCCUUCAAAGUCAUCAACAGAGAGAGGCUCCUGGACUUCCUGUACUCUGUGAAGCAGCCAGAUUGCUCCUUUGUGAUGCAUGUGGGCGGGGAGGUGGACGUCAGGAGUGCAUAUUGUGCCGCUUCUGUGGCUUCACUCACCAAUAUAAUCACCCCCACCCUGUUUGAUGGGACGCACAAUUGGAUUCUCAGCUGUCAGAACUGGGAGGGCGGUUUAGGUGGAGUUCCAGGACUUGAGGCACAUGGCGGCUACACCUUCUGUGGUACUGCUGCUCUGGUCAUACUGGGCAAAGAACAUAUGCUGGAUCUCAAAGCCUUGUUACGCUGGGUAACCAGCAAACAAAUGCGUUUUGAAGGUGGAUUUCAGGGCCGCUGUAACAAGCUGGUGGAUGGGUGUUACUCCUUCUGGCAAGCAGGACUAUUACCGUUACUCCACAGGGCUCUUUUUAAAGAAGGAGACUCAACGCUGAGUGAGAGUAGCUGGAUGUUUGAGAGAGAGGCUCUGCAGGAAUACAUCCUCCUCUGCUGCCAGAAUCCUGGUGGAGGCCUUCUGGACAAACCGGGCAAGUGA